Messenger RNA from Athalia rosae (coleseed sawfly), 2103 nucleotides. Its product is annotated as nudC domain-containing protein 1. The record is from RefSeq and is a predicted model, not a curated record. The transcript has 4 exons. Bases 157 to 1857 code for a protein of 566 amino acids. Lineage: Eukaryota; Metazoa; Arthropoda; Insecta; Hymenoptera; Athaliidae.
UGGGAGGUUUGGCUCCAGGUUAGGAUCUCUAUAGUACAGGCGUCAUGCGUACAACAACAGUUGAAUCAUGGUUGAACAUCUCUCCGGUGUCAACCGAUGUUGAGAUGUCAUCCAAACUGUGAUUGACGAACAUCGUGAAUAUUCUACAGUAAAAUAAUGAGUUUAAUGCCUCAUAUCAUCGAACUGCGUCCUGAUAAGGGUCUGUUGGACCCCGAUUUCGAGAAAUACCAAUUCGUCGACGACCCAGUUCUUAUUUUAGAGAAAAGGUUGGAGAAAGAGGUGCUUCGAGUCGAACCUUCUGCUUCUCAAGAUUCUUGGCUUGAAACAAGGUCUUUUGCAUACCACAAUCAUUUGUUUAAAAAUCCAUUUGACAAAAAAUGUUACUUCAUUAACAAGGAUUACGAAUUAUGGUACCUAGAUGGGAGCGGUACUCUAGAAUUUAUAUAUGCCCUUACAAAAGCAUCACUGGAGUCUGUUAGCCCAGUAUAUAACCCUUCUCUGAGUUUUGCCUCUCAGAACAUAAUUGUUGCUUCAAAUGGCCAUUGCAAUUUGGAAAUAAUAUUAAAACAAGGUUCACAAAUAUUACGAUCAUCCAUAUUCAACGAUAUUGAACCUGGUAUUAUUUUGAAUUCGGUCUGCGUGAAAAAUCAAUCUUUAAUUAAUGUCGCAAUGUGCUUCAUAAUUGAGGAUAAUGGUAAAAAGUACUCGGAAAUCGUUUUGUAUUCAUAUUCUUCCACAGACUCAGAUCAACUAUUAUCAGAUGUAAAACUUGCUAGCAAAAGAGUUCUGAGAGUAAAGGGAGCUGUUGAAUAUGCUAAUUUAGAGUCGAAUGGGAUGUAUUUACACUUAAUGAGCCAAGACUCUGCCACAUUUGUCUUUGAUUCUUCAAAUCCAAUAUGUAAUGAUUUACCAGUAGAUAACAGUCAAGAAAUUAAUAUACCAAAAUACUGCUGGUCUCAGGAUGAAGACACUCUAACUGUUUGGGUGAAAAUUCUUGACGGAGUCGAUAAGAAUCAAAUUAAAGUCUGUGUUAAGCCUAAUAAUAUCCAUAUCAGAUGUCAAGAUCUCCUAUUAAUAACUGGCGAAAGCGGACACAGGUUGGAUCCGGAUUUAACAACAUGGUCACAUGAAAAAGAUACACUGAAAAUUGAACUAUUUAAAAGCGAUGCUGGGUUAAUGUGGCAUGAAUUAAUCAAGGGUGAUACCGGUGGCGAAUGCUUGCCAAAUGAGGCAUUAGCAUCUGAAGUGCAUAGCAGAUUAGCACAUCUAUGUACAUCUCAGCCAGAUAUUGAGACUGGCCAUCCAAUUUUAGGAUUCAACUCGGAGCAGCUUGAGGAAUGUGAUAUCCAAGAGAGAGAAAAUCACCUACAAAGAAUCCAUCUAAGUUCACACAAGACCACUCAUCUUGCAAUUCUAGGUGCAAACAACCAUUUAAUGUUUACUCGAAAAGUAAAAUCUGGACAGAUUCUGUGCUUGAGACACGAUCACGACGGUUGUCUUUGGAUUGCUAGUGAAAAUGAUGGUGAUGAAUGGAAUUUGAAGCACAUCUCCACAUUUCCUGGUUUUGGAUACGUCGAGGCAAGCAAGACGAACAAAAAGUUUUGCAUAUCUUCUCCCAAUGGUUUGUACGUGGCAAUAGUGGAACAUGCAAGGCACAUUUUCUUAUACGAAAAACCAAUUGGAAAUUCUCGAAUUGGUCACCAGCGUAUUAUUGACUUGGGCUGCGAAGCACAAGCUAAUCUUGUUUUAGGAGCAGUCGCAUCAAAUAGUCAUUUUUAUUUACUCACCAAAAAUAAAUUAUACCAAUUGCAGCUGAAUUCUGGCCAAGUCGAAGAUGGUACUACAAUGUUACAAUAAAAGACUUGAUCAUUUCUUAAUCGCCGUAUCAUCAUUGAACGUUGUUACGUGGAUACUGUUUCUUUGAAGAGAGAAAGAUUGUACAUAAAAAUUUUUACUUUAUAAAAUCUGAGUUAAAAAUCUAUAGGUCAAUUUCUUCAGAUUAUGAACGCUAAAUGAAAUUGUAUAAGUACACGAGGCAUGAUUACGGAAAAGUUUUGUAAUUUACAUCUUUGACAAAAAUAAAUAUUUUUCUUUCAUUUUAGA